AUGGCCCAUAUACAAUUCGUUGAUGAAUUAGUUCGAGAAUAUCUACUUUACCGAGGAUUUACAUCAACAGUGAAAGCGUUUGACAAUGAUUUGAAGGCUGAUAAAGACAAAGGUUUUAGAGUUGAUAAAAUAGUUGAACAAAUUGUGCAUUAUAUUAAUGUUUCCGACCUGAACGGAUUUAAAGACUAUUGGUCACACCUUGACACCCUUGUUUUCUCAAAAUUGGAGAUUCAUGUUCAACCUGCUGUUCGCAAGCUGGAAUACAGUCUGUAUAAGUUAUACUUAGUGACAGCAGCACAAAGUACUGGUGGAGCACGGAAUGAAAGGAUCACAGACUUCUUAUCUAAAAUGUUACCUGAACUGCAAGGACAAAAUGAAUGGAGAGACUGGUUCAUGUUGCCAUUUAUCCAGAAACCGGAAGAGAAUCCGUCAUUCAGCCUCUAUUUUACAAGAGCAUGGCAGGACAGUGUGCUAGUGUCACUCCACAAUCUGCUGGCCACUGUAUUCCAGUGCAUGCCACAGCCCACUCUGACCAGCUAUGAAAGUGAUGCAGCCAUGGUGAAGAGACUUCAGGAUAAACUAGCUGCUGUGUCAGGAAAGAGUCAACCACAACAAACGGAGAAGACGUCGCCUAUUGGUCACCAAUCUCGACUGUCUCAAUACUCAGAGAGACUCAGUGGCCCACUACCCUUGGUAGAUGACUUCUGUGCAGUGCCUUCCGAGCAACUUGAGAGCGGAGUGCGCGAAGCUAAGGGCCUCCGAGGCACCUGCUUGAAUAUGGCGCACGCAUUUUACUCGGAUGCGGCGAAAAGGUCAGAACGCCGAAAUAGAAAAUGGUACAUGGAUAACUUGUUGAAUGUCCUGCAAGCAGCCAAAGAAAACCAAGUCAGAGAGAUCGAUGCGUCUAUUGUGCUAGCCGAGGAACUUAUGCGGGUAUUGAACGAGCCUCUAUCGCCGCCGCCAGUAGUACCCUUGCGAAACGUGGUACCUACUAAAAUAGACGCCGUUAUGUACCCGAUAGAAGAAAAUGUCCUCGACAUAUUGCGGAAAAGUACUGAAAAAGGAUUUCUUUACCGCGUAGCCACGAGUUGGGAUUACGGCUGGCAGCAGAAGCAGGCGAAGGUGAAGGCGCGCGACGUUAACUUUGGCCGUAGUUUUAUAUUGAAGCAUACGUUCUAUCGGAAGAACAACUUGACACCCGACCCACCGCAUUAUGCCCAGCCCAGUGGAGGACAGACCUCGAUCUGCAGCGAGUACUCUUGUAACUUCAGCUAA
Molecule: messenger RNA, 1275 nt
Organism: Spodoptera exigua (beet armyworm)
Lineage: Eukaryota; Metazoa; Arthropoda; Insecta; Lepidoptera; Noctuidae
Source: the annotation of a GenBank genome assembly